GUUCCGGCCUCUACCAGUCGAGAAGUCAGCCAUGUUUGCAUAUUUAAUUCUGAUCCUAUGUGUGUGCGAUUGUUUUGGUUUUCUGGAUGGGAAACAAAUUGACCCCGGAAAUCUGCCACGUCCAAGGCAGGACAUUGACCCCGGAAAUGAACCGAAAAAAUGGCAAGAUCUCGUGAGUUUCGUUAAUCAGAAGAUUGAAGGUAGGGAACGUCUGCUGGCUGACAAGGACGAACGCGUUGACAAACUUGAAUCGAAAGUCGCGUCCCAGGAAAGGACAAUUUUACAGAAAGAUGUUAUCAUAGAUAGUUUAGUAAGACGGGUAUCGGACCUAGAGAUGAGUGUGAAGUCGACGUCCUUUUCAGAAAAACAGCAAACGCGACACCAUACGACAUCAAAUGUUGAUGAUUCUGUUCAGUCUCGAUCACCAGUCAAUGACACAGUCACCGUUUAUAAAACUGGAGAACCUAGUAUCUCCGUAAAUAAACACCAAGGGGAACAAUCUAAAAGGAUGCCAUAUUCUCAGUCAAAUGUUGAAGCCAUAUCGGAUACAAAGCCUCGCGUAACUGAAACCUCUUCCUCUCAAUCCGAUGAGCCCCACCAAAAAAAUGGAAACAACAACUGCCUUUGCCAGGCAGAUGGAAACAAAGAAGCCGAGACGUUCGUAGAGUUUUCGAGAUCUCGACAAAAUCGAGUCCCAUUGAUGCAACCAGUGGCGUUCCAUGCGACUCUUUCUGACGGCAGAUCUUUUAAAACUGAUUCCGCUAUAAAUUUCGAUCACGAGACAAUUGACAACGGCAGCGGCUACAGCCCAGAUGAUGGUAUAUACGUCGUCCCGGAAUCUGGGACCUAUGUCUUGACGUGGACAAUUCUAGGCAAAGCACAUCAAGAAUUCAACACCCUUCUUGUAGUGAACGGUGUUGUUAAAGGAGCCGCUUUUUCAGAUAAAUCAGAAAACGGCGAUUACUAUCAAUCUACAUCAGUCGUUGUUCUAACUUUGACUGAAGGGGAUCACGUCCUUAUCCGCAUGGGGUAUACAACACAACCAGUAGGGACUAUCGAAAGUACAGAUCAUCACUAUGGGGUUUCUACUUUCUCAGGCUGGAAACUCGGCUGAAAAGAAAUAUGUUUUUACCUCGUGUGGUAUAUAAUAUUUUACCAUUAUAUCUCGCAUGGUAAUAAAUUUGUGCUUCAGCGAA
Pecten maximus is the source of this 1196-nucleotide messenger RNA. RefSeq lists its product as uncharacterized. The record is from RefSeq and is a predicted model, not a curated record. Gene Ontology annotation, molecular function: protein binding. Bases 32 to 1114 code for a protein of 360 amino acids. Lineage: Eukaryota; Metazoa; Mollusca; Bivalvia; Pectinida; Pectinidae. The transcript is spliced from 2 exons.